GUUGGUGGCGGUAGCGUCGAGGAUAACUCGUUCGAGAAACAUGUUCGAAAACACGACGGGAGGAUGUGGAUGGAUGCAAAUAUCGUUGUGAUUGCGGUGUGCCGCGGUGGUUGCCGAGGUAACGUCGCAUAAGAUGAGCCGGCAUGUCCAAUUCGGCGCGAUUUCUUAGCGGACUGCUCGUCCUGCUACCGGCUAUUGCGCUGUGCGAUGGCGCGGACACGUACGAGGUCGACUGCAAUAACCUGCGGAUGGGACAGUACAUGUGUCCCCAUCCGGAUUACGAUUUCAUAGAUCCGAAGACGCAGCAACCGCGCGGCUGCACCAAGGAGAACAAGGCCAAAGUGCUAUGUCUAGCUGCUGAUGGCCUUAUCUGUACAGAGACCAAAAAUAAUACGUUCAAGAAGGAUAUCCCUUGCAAAUGGACAAAUGGAUAUUCCUUUGAAACUUCAUUAUUGCUGUCGAUAUUCCUGGGUAUGUUUGGCGUGGAUCGAUUUUACCUUGGAUAUCCCGCCCUAGGUUUACUCAAGCUAAGCACAUUGGGGUUUCUCUUUCUUGGUCAGUUUGCCGAUGUGAUACUGAUAGCCACUCAAAUCGUAGGACCAGCAGAUGGUUCGCACUACGUGAUGCCAUAUUAUGGUGCCGGAAUCAACAUCGUGAGGAGUAACAAUUUUACAUACAGAGUGCCACAAUACGACUGCUGAGAGAAAACAGCAUGUCAGACAUACAAGUGCUGAUUUCUCCAUAAAAAAGAAAAUUGUAUAGCUUCUGCUUCUAUCGCGAGCAACGAUGUAUAUUCCUAGAAUGGAGUCCUACUUCGUUAUAUACAUUUCAGUGUAAAUUAAUCUAUUCUAUUCUAAUAAUAGGGUAAUAACUCAAACGCAUUAAUUUGUAGAUAUAUCUUUCAACGAAGAAACUGUAUAUAAGGAUUUAUAUUAUACUGAUUUACGUAUUGCCAGCUGUUAAAUAAUAAAAAACAUUUUUUUAU
Pogonomyrmex barbatus (red harvester ant) is the source of this 985-nucleotide messenger RNA. RefSeq names its product TM2 domain-containing protein 1 biscotti (gene bisc). The record is from RefSeq and is a predicted model, not a curated record. NCBI's taxonomy places the organism in Eukaryota, Metazoa, Arthropoda, Insecta, Hymenoptera, Formicidae.